Messenger RNA from Phycomyces blakesleeanus NRRL 1555(-), 1257 nucleotides. RefSeq lists its product as hypothetical. The record is from RefSeq and is a predicted model, not a curated record. The coding region runs from base 1 to 1257 and encodes 418 amino acids. Lineage: Eukaryota; Fungi; Mucoromycota; Mucoromycetes; Mucorales; Phycomycetaceae. The transcript is spliced from 6 exons.
AUGGCAAUAGAUUCUUUUGUAACUCCACAGGACCUCGAAAAGCAAGAGUCACGUGACCGUACUCUACAGGAUCUGUAUGCAGUACAUAACCGUUCUACGUUUUUCAAACUAGACACAAUAUUCAAGUUACUUCAGUGGGGGUACUCAGCCAGAUUGACCGAUCAAAUUUUGAAUUCAGAACGCCAUAUUAUUGGACUACAAUUUACAAAGCAACAAGCAAUUGAUGCCUUGAAGAAAUCGCAUAAAAUCAGGGAAUUUAUCGUGAAAAAAAAAACACUGGUAGAGUCUUUAUCAGCAAGUGCAGACGAACUUAUUAAAGAUAUUUUAGAAGUAAUCAAAAAGGAAGUUAAUAUAAAGUUGGAGCAGAUGACUGCCGCGAAGGAGCUUAAACAAACACUUAAAGCCAAUAAAUACAUGCACAGGGUUGACAAUGUAUUGCCAGAUGUUGAUAAUGAUUAUAUCCGUCCUACAGUGGUUUUGGCCUUUCUGUUUCGUUUAAUAUUCAGUGGAAGGUUGGCUAGAAUAUAUGCAAUAUUUACAAAUGAUGAACUAGACAACAUUGGGAAUGAUUAUUCCACAAGAUGGAGACGGACCAACAUCAUCGGGCUUCACUAUGUGAUCAACGUCAAAGAGAAGAAACCGGGUGUAAAGCCACAAGACCAAGCCGAAAACAGAGUAUACGUCAGAAAACCACAAAAGAAUGCUUGCACCUUCAGUCAAACUGAGACUUUAAUUGUGGAGAACCUGGACUGGAGAUUAAGGUCGAAAAACUCCGUAUCAGAGUUAACUUCAAAUGAUGUUGAAAUUGGUUUAGAUGGUAAAGCGCUAGAAGAGAAUAAUAUGCACAGGUGGACCAAACAUUUUUCUGAAUCAGUGAAUGUUUUGCGUAUCGCCUACAUGCCUAUAUUACGUACAGAAGUUGGUGCACAAACUUUUAACUACAUAUCUUUCUAUUGUAGACAGCUAGCAUAUUUGAGAUUGGAAAGCAGCGAAUUGUAUCAUUCUGACUCUGAAGAAACUGGACAACUAUUUGUGUACAUACCUUUUUUACAGAUAAAAUGCCGAGAACAUAUAAUAAAAUCAUUUAUUUUGACUAUUACAUUUCACAUCCUGGUAAUGGUGCUAAGUAUAUUGUUCUUGAGCAACUGGAGAAUGUCGAUAUCACUCUAUUGGACGAAAGUAAUCAAGAAGAGUCACCUCACUCAAACUGGUAUCAUGUGUGCUGGAGCAGGACAAACAGAAAAACCAGAUUUUUGA